UAUCUGGAUUUCUUAAUUUUAUAUUUUAAAUUUGUUCUGAAUAAUAUAUCAUGUUGCCAGUCCAACAUAUUUCGGAUAAAAAAUUGAUGACGUUGUUGUUGUUUUUAGAUUAGAUAUACCAUUCUGCUUCACGACGAAUAUAUUUUUAAUAAAUAUAAUGGCUGUAUAAUAUAAAUCUAUUUGCUAACUGGUUUAAAUGCUUGCUUUAUUCAAUUGGUUAUGUUUUCGAAAUCCAAAUUUCAUCUUCAAUAAUUUGCUUACAUUCCAAAUCACUGCUUUAUAUAAUGAAACUAGGUCAUUUUAUUUUAUGCUUUAAGAUUACGAAAUAUGAUCAUGAGCUUGUAUUCAUUCUUGAAACAGUUGAUGUAAUGUCUUCCGCAUUGAAGCUGUGGUAAUGAUGCAUGAUAGUUUAGGGUUAAGAUUUUUUAAUGUAACUAGAAUAAUGCAAUGCAUAUAUCUCAUGCAAGGAAACUUAGAAUUCAUAUUUUACAUACCACGAAAAAAUGCAAAAACAUACUCUCUUAAGAUGCAAUUUUGUAAUUAUGAGAAUUAGAAGCAGAAUGAUAAAUGAUAUGAUUAAAUAAAUCUAUAUGAAGAAAUCAACAAGAAAAUUUAACUACCAAUAUCAACAAGCAUUUUGUAUUUUAUUCAUUACAAAUAUAAUAUCAAUUGUAUCAAAUUUGAACAAAGUUAGUAACACUAGGAAGCUUGUAAUAAGAUAUAUGGAGAAAUUAGAUAGAAGAAAAGAUUCAUCGAAUUAAAAAAAAAAUUAGAUCUCACACAUGGAAAAGUAGAUGACUUGCCCUUAUAAUUAGAGUCACACUUUUAUAGUACUCAAAAGCAUUGCUCUUUGAACAUGCACACAUAAUAUGCAAAAUUUAAAGAAAAAAUUAUUUAAGCACAAGAUCAACCCAAUUAUUUUCAGAUAAUCAUCAAAUUCAAACUUUUUUUUUUUUUGAUGUAAAACCUAAAUUUGAUGUAACAAAAUUUCUAAUGCCAUAUAAUACAUAUAGUUCCCAUGAAACAAUUGCCUAAUGCCUUUCUAUAAUCUGUAACAAACAUGCCACAAUAGAUUUUUUUUUUAAAUUUUUUUAUCUAGGUUAGAAGAUACCCACACUGCGUUAAUAUUAUGGUGAUUCCUGGAAGCGAAUUGCAGUAUGGCCUGAAUACAACAAGAAUUUUGCAAAGGCCAUUGCACUGGUGCCCGAAUACAAUGUUAAAUAAGUAAGAGUUCCCACAUUAUGGAUGGAUGUGAGCAAGGAAGCUAUUCCAUUAAACUAGAAUUAGGAUAAAAACUUGGAAUAUUGAUUUUCUUACAAAUAAAUUAAUUAAAUUUAUAUAUAUUAUGAUUUAUAAAAAGAUAAAUAUCCUACACAUUUAAGAAAUUAAAUGGGUUAGAGGAUAGCCAAGCAGAUUGAUAGUUUAGGAUUUAAGCUAUGGUAUUCAUGUAGGAGUUGCACUAGAAAUGGUGUUGUGUGAUUAUAAAUAAGAGUAUUAAGGAUUAUAUUAUAGAAAUUAAUAGAAUUUGAGAUGGAAUUAUAGCUUUAAAUAUUAUUAUUUAUUCUAAAAUUAUUAAUAUGAUAAGUAGUUAUGCUCCUCAAGUGGUUUUGAAUAUGUGUUCAAAAUUAACAUUUUGAAUUGACUUAGAAAUAUUAAUAUAAAAGAUAUUUUAAAGAAAAAGUUUUUAUUGGGGAAGAUUUAGAUGGACAUAUUGGUAGAGUGAUAGAAGAUUUUAAAGUUGACUUUUCCGGUAAUUUGUGGCAAUAGUUCCAUAUUUGAAGGAUUCAUGCAUCCAACUUGCAUACAUCAGAUUUAAAAUUGAAAGUAGAAAUUUAAUUUGGCCAAAGUAAUUCUAUUACAUAUCUCGUCAUCCCUAGGCUAAUAUAUACGGUUGGUACAAGAUACGCCCAAUUCUUUUCCAUAGAAAUAUCAAAUUCAAUCGAUUUUGAAGCAACAUAAAUUCGAAGAGCCACAGAAAUGGUAUACUUCCUGUGAAACAGAAGCCCGAGGCCCUUCUAGAGACCAUGACAGACAUGCCACAACGGAUGAAGUGUAUAGGUAAGCAGUUAGCAAGCUUUGGAUAAAUCCUAAAACCGCAAGCUAACGGGCGUAAGUAGCACCAAAGCAACAGUCGAGCAUCAGGUAAUAAGAGGGUAUGUUCGAUAUCAUUUCCCUUUCUGGUGCACUUAUAUAUGCUAAAGCUGGCGGUACAGUUUCAAGAACUAGUGGACUAGGUAUAUGCCUUUCUGGUGUAGAUGGUCGCAUUGUGGGUGGUGGUGUUGAGGGACCUUUAAUGGCUGCUGGUCCAGUGCAGGUGAUUGCAGGUUCCUUCUUGAUUGAUGUUAAAAGCGAUAUCGGUGCCACUACAAAAACACAGGAUUUCACAAUUGAACUGGCAACAGAAACAGCAGGUUGCACAAGAUUGAUAUCACCCAUCAGCAUGGAAUCAAUCAUAGAGUCUUCUAGGAAGAUAACAUCAUCUAGGGGAAGUGACGAUUAUCAGAACAUGGGUGGAGGUUUUCACCUGUUUCACUCGUGGCCGAUUUUUCCAUCACCUCACUGGGAUGAUUUCAUUGAAGAGAGGGUCUGGAGCAAGAGGUGGAGAUGUAAAGUUGACAGAGAGGAAAAAAUCCUUAUGAGCGUACGGGAAUGUGACAGAAAAUUUCACACGGUUGCUUUGGUCAACGUCAACCUUUUGUCUUCAAUGAGUCAAGGUUUGACUUGAAUAAAACUCUAUGAAGAAGUUAUUGGUGUCAAUGGGCCGCCAACUACACCGUUACAAUGGGGAAGGUGAAAGUAAUUGAGCUAUUAUGCCUCCUUAAGAGGGUGAAAGUGAUUGUGUAAGAGUGUCUCCGCUUAGCUAUGGGGACUAAAGGAGAGUUACUAACUAUUUAGUGUAAUAUUUGGAGAUGACUUCGGGGGUUGGAUGUAAAUCAAGUUGAUCGAACCACUAUAAAAUUCUUGCGUGCUUGUUUU
Molecule: messenger RNA, 2976 nt
Organism: Dendrobium catenatum
Lineage: Eukaryota; Viridiplantae; Streptophyta; Magnoliopsida; Asparagales; Orchidaceae
Product: AT-hook motif nuclear-localized protein 1-like
Exons: 4
Coding region: 2156-2725 (189 amino acids)
Molecular function (GO): minor groove of adenine-thymine-rich DNA binding
Source: RefSeq, a predicted model, not a curated record